GGCGGAUUGACAAAAAGAGCGUCGUUAUUUGCUUUUGCUCGCAUAGCAGUGCACCAGUGCACGCUCUCGCGAGUUCAACACAAGCCUGCAGGAGCUGUGGGCGCCUCACAAGAAUUACGUCGUGCGCAGUGCUGCCAUUUGCUGCAAACGGCAGUUCAGGUCAAAAUCUGAAUUUGAAGCGCACCGCCCGGCGACGCCCCGACGCAGCGCGCCAAACAGCGCCGCGCCGCCGCCGCGCCGCCACCGCAUCGCUCCAAAGCGUACGCUACCGCCGCAGAGCAUGGAGUCCACCCCGACCUGGGUCGGCUUUGAGCACGAGGCGGCCAAGAAGCGCUACUGGUCUCAACUGAGAGCUAGAGAACGGAGCGACCCCGGCUUCUCGAGUCACGCUACUUAUGUGAAGCACCGCCGCUUGUACGUGGACGGCGUCUGGCAGCUCUGCGAGGAUCACCGCUUGGCGGAGACGACGGCGCACCUAGCGACGCGGUACUUCGACUUCGCGCUGCAGAAGAACGAAGACGUAUUAUUCGACGAGUUUUCAUUAGAUGAAUUACGCGUCGCUUGUGUCCUGUUAGCAGCAAAGUAUGACGAGCACGAGGCGCCCCCACCUCGCGUGCUGCGGACGGCGUCCAACGAGCGCUUGGACGCCUUCCGGUUGCGGGAUGCUGAGGCGAAGGUUGCGGAGGUUCUAGGCUGGCGCUUGGGUGUGGUCACGUCGCUCGUCGCUCUUGACUUGGCUUCCGACUUGAUAGUGGCUUCACCGGACAUGGUGCGAGGCGCCCCGUUGCAGCGCUCGCCCAAGGCCUCGAAGUUCGUCGCGUCGUACGCGCGGUUCUUCUGCAACAUGGCGUUGCAAGCCAAUAGGUUCCAGACGGUGGCGCCCACUUUAUUAUGUAGCGCGGUGAUCCGGGCGACGCGCGAGUUAUUGAACGUGGCGCCGGCUUGGCCUCCUCGGUUAUCAAGGUUCACGGGCUAUGGUGAUGGGGAGUUAUCUCGUCUCGCGCGGGACUUGCUGUCUUAUUAUAGGCGCGAGUUCCCGGAGCACCACGCUUCGGUCAGGUCCUUCGCCGCGUCGCCGAAGAGCGUCUUGGACGUCGCGCGGACGGAGCUGCAGUCGCCGAUUCAGCAGUUGGACCUGGACCGGGACGCCUAGUAGUUUUCGCUUAACACAAGUUUCGUUUUA
Pelagomonas calceolata is the source of this 1183-nucleotide messenger RNA. The record is from the annotation of a GenBank genome assembly. Lineage: Eukaryota; Pelagophyceae; Pelagomonadales; Pelagomonadaceae.